This is a messenger RNA of Onychostoma macrolepis, 918 nucleotides long. RefSeq lists its product as uncharacterized. NCBI's taxonomy places the organism in Eukaryota, Metazoa, Chordata, Actinopteri, Cypriniformes, Cyprinidae. The transcript is spliced from 3 exons. The record is from RefSeq and is a predicted model, not a curated record. Bases 280 to 918 code for a protein of 212 amino acids.
UCACCUCAUAAAUAUGUAUGUGUGUGUGUAUAUAUAUAUAUAUAUAUAUAUAUAUUGUCACGUGUUUCGUUCCUGUAUGUCCAUAUUUGGUUCUUCCUGUCCCUGUCCUCAUUGUGUUAAUUUGAUUCCAGGUGUGUCUUGUCAUCCCCUCGUUAGUAUUUAUAGUGUGUUCUGCCUAUUGUUUCGUGUCCGCUGCUAUAUGUCUUCCCGUGUUCCUGCAUUGGAUUACUUGUCAUUAAAAGAUUGUUUAUCCUGACCUACUCCUCGUCUCCUCGCUCCAUGCUCCUACGAAUUGUGACAGAACAGCGGACCUUAUCAAAAAGGGCCCUGGCCUGCCGAGAUCUCCCGCUGAUGGAGUAUGCGCAGGAGUUCUGCGGGAUCACGAGUACGGUGUUGGAUGACGCCACUAUGAACUCCUUGUUCUGGAUCGGGGCCAAUUAUCAUCACCCCGUGGACCUCCCAGACACCAUAUGCCUGUGGCCGUGGUGGAGGAUACGCCAGGGCCUCCCGAGUCCCCUGAUCCGCUAUGGCUUACUGAUCUGCCCCUGGAGGUUAUCCUUGUCUUCACCCUGUUCCAGUCUUGCACCAGCCUCCAGGGCUCCCGCCUCCCCCCCUCCUCGAUGGUGUGCCUUGUUCUUCCCCUCAUUUGCUGUCCGCUGUUAUAUGUCUAUAUGUCUUCCCGUUUUCCUGCAUUGGAUUACUUGUCAUGAAAAGACUGUUUAUUCUGACCUACUCCUCGUCUCCUCACUCCUUGCUCCUACAAAUUGUUCUGACAUGGUCUGGCUGCUGACCACAGGCUCUUUGAACUUCCCUCAGCGUAUAACUGGAGGGGUGGACACUUCUGGAACAAACCCGAGGCCUGGCAGUACAGCGCUGGGCUUUGUCCAGCAGUCUAUAGGAGAGGCCGUGUUGGACUAG